AUGAUUAUGCCGGUGGUGCUGAAGACGAAUGUUAAGUCGCAGUAUGUAUUCAAGGAGCGGCUGGGGGAAGGUACGCAUGGCGUUGUCCAUUUGGCUACGGAGAGAUCGACGGGUGUGGUACGUGCGGUGAAGAAGAUUCGAAAGCGAGCUGGUUUGGAUAUUCGUCGGUUUAAGCGCGAGUUAGAGGUACUCAUAUCGUUUCGGCAUCCACAGAUAGUGAAGGUGUACGAGGCGUUUGAGGACACACAUGCGUUGUAUAUAAUCAUGGAGCACUGCAAAGGUGGGGACCUUUGCGACCGGCUGGAGUUGGAAGGCAAGUUCCCCGAGGCAGUGGUAGCGUUCUUCAUGAAACAAGCACUAAGUGCUGUGGCCGCCUGUCACGAGGCGGGUAUAAUGCAUCGAGACAUCAAGGUUGAAAACUUCCUCUUCACCGACAAGGACGUCCGCUCCCCCCUUAAACUCGCAGAUUUUGGACUCUGCCGCUACAUUGACAAUUCAGACCCUCCCAGUUUGGUCGGAACCGUCAAUUACCUGGCCCCCGAGGUACUUUCGCUUCGUUACGGACAACAGGCAGACAUCUGGAGCCUUGGUGUGGUCAUGUAUCUAUUGCUCACAGACAAAUUCCCUUUCGGCGAAAAAGCCACCACCGAAAACGAGGUGCUUAAAGAUAUCACUCACGGGCAAAUCAACUUCCACCACAGCGGGCUUAGUCGCUAUGCUGUGGACCUUAUCAACGCCCUCUGUGCCAAAGACCCUCUGCAACGCAUCUCCGCCAAACACGCUUUACAACACCCCUGGAUCCGCUGCUUCGUACCCAACCCAAUCGCGCUCUUCCCCCUCAUAUUCGAAGACUAUUGUCUGCGAUCUCCCUCGCCCACCAGAGGACAACAUUCUAAGGAAAAAGGACACACUAAAGAAAGAGGAAAGAGCGAACCAAGCGUAUUUACUGCUCUCAAAUCUAGUAUUGAAAUGAAUGCCCGAAAGCAUACAUGCACAACCAUGAAGAAAACGAAUCAUAGGAAACCCUCUUCCAAACACGCCGGCGCAGAGGGUAACUUUACUCCCCUACAUACUGACCCUCCCCUCCAGACUAACGCUGGUACGGAGGCCGGCGCUGCUGCGAACGGUACCGGUAUAUCUGGUGCACUGCCGGGAACCUCCCCGCCGGGAAUUUCUCUGGCGGGAAUUUCUCUGGCGGAAACUUCGCUGCUGGGAACUUGCGCGCAUCCCCUCGGUAAUGCGCAGGGGGCGUCGGUCCACGAAAAGCAGGUCCGGCUUACGCCUACGCUGGACACUGGUCAGUGUGCUCGCCAGUCGUUGUCGUCAUGCGGUGACCACCACCAAGAUGAGACCGCUCCAAGGUCUCUUGCGCCGCGCGAUGAUUCGGACAGUGUUCCAAAUUUGGAAGACUGUGUCGCUUCGAGCCCAGAAAUGUGUGGGUCUGGAGCAGAUGGCUCUCCACCAGAUGGGACAGGACCAGACGGGACAGGACCAGACGGGACAGGACCAGACGGGACAGGACCAGACGGGACAGGACCAGACGGGACAGGACCAGACGGGACAGGACCAGACGAAUCUCCACGAGAGAGAAGACGAGACGGGCCCCAGCUAGACGCCGCGCUGCGGCCUCACUGGAGUGGUGCUGCGGGUAUGGGGAGGAGUCUGACGAGUCGAAGUCCGUCGCCGGUUCGUGUUUCGCCGCGAUGCUCCUUGCUGUCCCUCAUUUGUGACCACAUGCAAGAUGUCCCGCCUGUUCGGGAUCGGAGUGCCCCUGGCCACAGUGGUUCGGGUAACAAUGGUUCAGGUCACAAUGCCCCAGGUCGUAACGGCCUGGACAGCAGUGACGGCGAGAGAGGUAUGGUUGAGAGAGGUAUGGGCGCUGCAAUGAACAAUGAGCACUUCUGUUGCGACCUAAUUCAAAUCGGUCCACGACACUCGAGACGGUGUGUACACAGGUGCACGCGACCCAUGUGCUCUUUAAUGCGGUGUCGGAUGCAGUCGACGCACUUGGGGCUGGUCGAUCUGCAGUCCGCCCAGUUGUUAGGCCGGCGCAUUUUGGAUCGUUGGCGAGCUUACAAGACGCUAACGAGCACGGAAAAAAAUAUCCUUGCCGCUGUAAGCCGACAUAUGCACUCUUCCGAGACCGAUUAUCUCACUUAUCUCUACGACCUACUCGACGUCGAACGCUGCGGCAUGAUCCGCAACGACGUUCUUUGCCGCGUCAUGGCUUUCCUUUGCCAUGCGAGCGCCCUCAAAUUCGUCCCUCUCGGAAGCCACGACCCAACAGAUAACCUGACACCGGACAACCCGACGCCGGACAACCCGAGGGCGGACGACUCGAAAGCGGACAACCGGAGGCUGGACGGCCCAAGGGACGCAGAUUUGGCGGGCAACCAGUUGGAAGCUGGCCCACGGAAAGCAGACCAACGGGGAGAGCAGUCGGGUGAGGCGGUAGGGAACACCCCGGUCGCUGUUGGAUCCGUACUCGGGCCGGCCCCGGUUGAUGAGAGUCCGCUGCAUGCGCCACCCGGUUUGUUGCCCACAGGUCGCGACGACCCUGCGCGAGUUGUGUCCCCUGUGGCCGGGCUGAAGUCUCGUCUGGCCUCGCCUGCGACGGUUCUGUCCGCGAGCACCAUUUCCGGCGGGGGAUCUUCGCUGCACUCCUCUUCCUCGAGAGACCGGCUCCCUUCGCCUCUGAUGCCGGUCGAGACGGGGCUGUCUGCGCCACAAACUGUUUCGUCCAUUCGCGCUGAAGUACUCUCCAACGCUGUACUCUCAACGACUACAGCACCGACCGCUGAGCGGCGGGGCGGCAUCAGAACUGUGUCGCACGUCCCCCCGGAACUGGGACCCGUCCCGCCGGAACUGGGACCCGUCCGGUCGGAAUUGGGACCGGUCCCACCGGAACUGGGACCCCUCCCAUCGGAAGCUCGGCUGGUCUGGGACCUGGGGUCUUCUCCGCUGAACCACCGGGUGGUGAUGGACGACGAGUCGUUUGCAGCGGUCGAGACAGCGCCCGGCGUUGAACCUGCGACUCAUGAUUAUAGGGAGCGGAAUUUGGCUAAGGAGCGGAAUUUGACUAAGGAGCGGAAUUUGACUAAGGAACAGAGUCCGUCCCCAAACCGGACUCCGUCCUCAGAGAGGAGUCUGUCCCCCGAGCGCAGUUCAAUGAAGUGCGAGGAACAGGCAUUGUGGUAUACGGCGCCGGUGUACGGUGCUAAGCUCCUGCACGGCGAUGUGGAUGACAGGUUGGUAUGCUCGAAUUUGCGUUUGGAUGCGCGGUCACCCGGCUACCCGGCGUACCUCAGAUUGUUAGAGGAAUUGCGGGGGUUGGCGGCCGAGCACCUGGACUUGAACCGUGACGGUGUGGUGGAGGUUGAUGAGUUCUGCGGUGCCUGUUUGGAUCAAGCGCUACUCACUAAUCCGCUCGCAUCGAAAAUGCUCUUCAAUACUCUCAACGUUAACCAGACCCAACGCGUUACUAUAUCCGACUUCCUUGAAGCCUUCGGGGGUCUCCCGUCGGCAGAGUCUUCGGAACUCAUGGUCAACGUCGACCCCGACGGCGACGGGUUCGUCGAAGAACGCGUACGCAAACACCCAUCGAAUCACUCACAGCCCACUCACUCCCAACCUGACCCAAUGGAAGAGCGGAAGACCAACCCGUCGGAACGCAAUCCGCAGGCGUGCAGGGACACUGGCGGUACUGCCGACAGGGACGCCGUCAGGAGGCCCGUGCACUCCUGA
This is a messenger RNA of Gregarina niphandrodes, 3744 nucleotides long. RefSeq names its product protein kinase domain protein. Lineage: Eukaryota; Apicomplexa; Conoidasida; Eugregarinorida; Gregarinidae. The transcript has a single exon. Gene Ontology annotation, biological process: peptidyl-serine phosphorylation; protein autophosphorylation; intracellular signal transduction. Bases 1 to 3744 code for a protein of 1247 amino acids. Gene Ontology annotation, cellular component: nucleus; cytoplasm. Gene Ontology annotation, molecular function: calmodulin binding; calcium-dependent protein serine/threonine kinase activity; ATP binding. The record is from RefSeq and is a predicted model, not a curated record.